AUGGGAAACGGUGUGUCGAGCCCGAGCCCGGCGGACUCCGCGACUUCGUCGUCUGCCCGCGCCUCCUAUCCGGCAGCGACGAGGGGGCCACGGGUGAAGAAGAUCCUCGUCAACGCCGCUCCGCGAGCAUCCGCUAGCAGCUUCCCCUCACCCGCCUCCAUGGCGACGGCAUCCACGUACCGCCAGGCUCGUGCACAGACUCCAGAGGCGAAGUCAGCGUCGCUGCAGAUAACCGCGGUGCAGCGUCGUCAACAGAUCCCGGGAGUGAAUGGCACGGGCCGUGCCGCCGGCUCGGCUGCUCGUGGACAUGCCAGGAAUGAGGAGGACCUUCUCCUGGCCUUCACCCGCAACGCCGACCCGAUCUCGCUGCGCGUCUUGGGGCUGAUCCAGCAGGCCGAUGCCGUGCCGCAGAACAUCCCAAGCGAGAAGCUGCGGCUGCUUCAGCAGUGCUACCCCCUGCUGGAAACCGUGCCCAAGUGCCGGUUUGAUCAGCUGGCCGUCACCGUCUACCAGAAAGAGGGUGACAUCUACUACCAGCAGGAGGAUAUCGAGAACGCGAAAAGUACGUACAGCCGUGCCAUCACGCUGGCAGAGAAGCGCGUUGCACGUCAGGACACAGACAUGUACAUGGUGUUGAAGCGCUACGUCUUGGCGAUGGUUGGGCUGUCGCGAAUUUGGUACGACCACGAGCGCGACCACAAAGGCUUCACCUUCGUUGAUCACAAGCACCCCAAGGUGCCGGCCGUCGACGGUGGCGACGCUACGGAAGACGCAAACUCGUCCAUGAGCUCGCUCGAGAGCAGCCUAAUGUCCGACGGGGGUAGCGUCUUCAGCCUGAACGAAGCCAUCCUGAAAUCCAUGGCGCCACGCCCGCCGCGGCGGCAGACUGGCCCGUUCUUUCAGCGUGUGAAGGUGCGAGCGCCGCAUGUAACCCAGAACGUGAAGCCCAACCGCGAGGACGAGUUUGUGCUGCACAGCCGCAUGACGCGCGAGCUGGUCGCCUCGCCGUGUGAACUGCUGCUGCUGCGGUGCUGCGAGGUGGUGCAGAUUGGCCACAACUCGCAGUCGGAGCUGCUCAUCCCAGCCCAGAUAGCGCUGGCUCAGAUUUACGAGGAGCUCGCGCUCUACAGCCGCGCGCUGCUGCUCGUGCGGCGCUGCGUGGGGAUUUUGUGCAGUGUGUACGACUACGACCACCCGUGGGUGGUUUACCUGAUGCAGCGUGCCGACAGGCUUGAGGAACUGCUGGAGGAGCAGCUGCGCAGCAACAUGGCAACCAAGAUCCAGGCCACAUGGAGGAUGUACCAAGCGAUGCAGCAGCUGGAGAACGUGCUGGGGCAUCCGGUGCGGCGGCACCAGUGGAUUCCGCGCAAAUACCGCGCGACACCGGACCUCAACUUCCUCGAGGACUUUGUCGACGACAUGCCCUCAGAUGGGCUGCUUGGCGAUGCCGCCGAUGACGGGGUGUACGGUGGCCUCGGAGUCAACCGCGAAGGCCGCGAGCAACAAACCACCAAAGGCAGCGUCACGGUACCUGAACAGACGGCGAUGGUGCCGCAAACGGCGCCUGUGCGGGAGACUGAAUGGCACAGUGCCGAGCCGCACUACCCUGCGGACGUGCUCGUGCGCUACGCCCCAGCAGAGAACGCCGAAAGCGGUGACACGUUCACGACGGUGGUGCCGAACGCG
This is a messenger RNA of Leishmania braziliensis MHOM/BR/75/M2904, 1686 nucleotides long. RefSeq lists its product as hypothetical. NCBI's taxonomy places the organism in Eukaryota, Euglenozoa, Kinetoplastea, Trypanosomatida, Trypanosomatidae. Gene Ontology annotation, molecular function: protein binding. The record is from RefSeq and is a predicted model, not a curated record. The transcript has a single exon. The annotation marks the transcript as partial.